This is a messenger RNA of Brugia malayi, 3264 nucleotides long. RefSeq lists its product as uncharacterized. Gene Ontology annotation, biological process: DNA damage response; protein polyubiquitination. Gene Ontology annotation, cellular component: nucleus. Lineage: Eukaryota; Metazoa; Nematoda; Chromadorea; Rhabditida; Onchocercidae. Bases 1 to 3264 code for a protein of 1087 amino acids. The record is from RefSeq and is a predicted model, not a curated record. Gene Ontology annotation, molecular function: ATP-dependent chromatin remodeler activity; ubiquitin protein ligase activity; ATP binding. The transcript is spliced from 24 exons.
AUGGGACUUGGAAAGACUAUCGAAGUUAUUGGUCUAAUAUUAAGUCAUCAACGAGAUAAAGGACUUCCACCGAUUGUUGAUGAUGUGGCUAAAGAAAUUGAUGAUGUGAAAAUAGUUGUUGGUGAGCUUAUCUCUACAGUUGUGGCUGCUACCGAUGGAUAUUUGGCAUUACAAGAUAAAAUAAAUUCGAGAUAUCGUCGAAUGUUCUGUUAUGAUAAUUUGGAAUUAAUGAGUCCAAAAAAAUCGAAAGGUAAAAAUAGCAUAUUGAAACCGCUGACUGUAGUUUGUACGACAUGUUCCACGACUUGUUCUCAGGAACGAGUUUACUGGGAUCGAUUUCCUUCACAUGAUAUUCCUUUCUUAUGUCCGGAAUGUAUUCAUGAUAAGGAUAAAUUAUAUCCAGUGAAAGGUACGCUUAUUAUUGCACCAUCAACAAUUUGUCAUCAGUGGUAUGAAGAGUUGAAACGACAUAUUCGUGACGAUAUUAAAAUUGAUAUGUAUCGAGGACUAGUUAAUGACGGUUAUAAGCAUCCAGAAUAUCUGGCAACUCAGGAUGUUGUUAUCUGCUCUUUUGAAACACUCCGACAAGAAGUAUAUUUUGUAGAAGCUAGGCCAAGACUGGAUUCUUUACGAUAUGGCAAACGACAUCGGAUCGCUCCUACUCCAUUAUUAGCUAUAGAAUGGUGGCGUGUUUGUAUUGAUGAGGCGCAAAUGGUAGAAAGUACAUCAAGUUCAGUAGUAUUAAUGUGUGAUGGUCUUAAAGCAGUAAAUCGUUGGUGCAUUACGGGUACACCGGUCACAAAUUCAUUGCAAGAUUUAUAUGGUCUUGUGCGAUUUUUACGAAUAAAACCAUUUUGGAAUGAAUGUUGGUGGCGUAAUGCAUUAAUGCUACCGUAUCAGUGUGGUGAUGAAAAACCAAUUUGCGAUUUAUUUUCUAAAAUAAUGUGGAGAAAUACGAAAAAAUUUGUUUAUGAUCAGAUGCUUUCACCGUCGAUAAGUAGUAAUUUAACCGUUUUGCGAUUUACACCUGUUGAGGAGCAGUUUUAUCGUGCAACUUUAUCGAAUUGUCGCUUAAAAGUUCGUUACAUGCCUUAUUUGCAUAAUUUGAAUACACCAAUUUCAUCACUUCAUGGGAAAGAUUUUGAGAAAUUAUUGGAACCUUUGCAAAUGAUUCGGAAAUUUAUCGUUUUCCCUAGUCUUCGUUUCCAGGAAUCAAAAGCAAAUGUUAGUACGGAAGAUAGUUUGCAAGAGGAAUUGUUUCGAAUCUCAACACAGCAAGUUGAAGUUCAUCAGCGAAAUAUAUUAAUGCAUUAUUGUGGUUUGGCUGGAUUAGAAUGGCUUUGUGGAAACGAGGCUAAUGCUGCGAAAUAUUAUAGUAGUGCGAUCAAUGCAAUGAAGGAACUUGAUCAAAUGAAUAACAAACUUGGAUUGAAAGGAUCAAGAUGCGCUUAUAGACUGUUGAGAUCGGAUAGGUUACAACAAAUUCAUAUAUUUUCUGCUAUAUUGGAUUUGCAAAAAGAUGGCAUUGAGGUACGAGAUGUUAGUGCAGAAGAAGCUGAAGCUCAGUUGAAUUUGGCUUUAACGGGUUAUACUGAACAAACGGUAUCAAAUUUGAUGCAAACUUAUGUUACUGCUAACGAAUCUUUCCCAAAAUACAAGGCUAUUCUAUCACAAGCAAAAUCAAGUAUUGGAUGGUUAUGUGAAGCAAUCAAUUUAGUGAAUAAUGUUGGACAGCAGCAUCUUUUCAUUGAUGCUAUUCGAACAGCGAUCACGAACAGUGGGCUGCCAAAUGUUCCUGUAUCAAAUUUAUUGGGUUUAAAUUUUUAUGUGGUAAAACGAUGGGAUGAACUAAUUGACUGCGCCCAGAAGGUAUUUUCGGAAACAAAAAAAAUUGCGAUGAAUAAUAUUAUGGAGAAGAAAUGGAAUUUCAUCUUAGAAACGAUUAUUGCAUGUCAUUUUUCAUCUAAUGAUGGCAAAUCAUUAAAGAAUUGUUUACUAUGUAUUUGUAAUAAGCAAAUCAGUCAAUUGGAAUCCCUUCUCUUCAUGAGAGGUUCAAAAACUUCCAAAGAUCAAGAUAGUGAUGAAGCAGGUACAGCUGGAGAGCAGAAAAUUUCAAGUCUUGAAAUAAUUAUUCGAACAUUCUUGGGAACACUUAUCCGAAUGCAAAAAGGUGUGCAAUGUAAUCAGAUUGCACUGGGCAAAGAAACAAUUGCGCAAUUGGAGGAAUUCAAAAUUUUGUUGGCGCUCUCAAAGCGCCUCUAUGCUUCAGCCAAUGAAUACGCUGCUAAAAUUGAUGAGAUUCGUCAGUGUAAACUUCGCCUACAAUAUGCAACAAUGGAUGAAAUAGCAAAAUAUGGCACACGUUUGCCUAUUAAUUUAAUUAUUAAAGGGACAGAAGAUGAUAAGCGUCAAACCGAUUUGAAUGCAAUAGAAUUGGAAAAAUUGAAGCAAUCACGUUGUUUAGCAAAAUUACGUUAUUUAUCAAAUUUGCGUUCUCAACAAACGCAUGAUUGUCCAAUAUGUUUAACAACUGUAAGAGAUACAUGGAUUGUUUAUCCUUGUGCUCAUUGUUUAUGUGUGACAUGUUUUAAUCGACUUACUAGACGAAAUGGAACGAUUCUCAGGAAUGAUGGAUUACUGGCAUGUGUCGUAUGUCGAGCAACAACUUACAUAAGUCAAAUUUCAUAUGUGCAAAAUAAGGCAUUUGAAAAAAGCGCUCAUUUGUUAGAUGAACCAAAUGUACAAUUGAAAAGAAGUGUUUCUGUUAAGAUUGAUGCUAUAAUACGACGUAUUAAAUCAAUUCGCUUACGUGAUCCAACAUCAAAAACCUUACUGUUUACAUCUCUUUCAAUGCUUAUCAAUCCACUUUGUUCGGUGUUAUCUGAAAAUAACAUAAUUUUUCGAAAUUUCUUGGGAGUAAAUCGACAAAAAAUUCUCGCUGAUUUUCGAUUGAAACCUGAAAUUGAACUGCUUGUUAUGCCGAUGAGUUCGGGCGCACGUGGUUUAAAUCUUACUGCUGCUAAUAAUAUAAUAUUUUUGGAACCACAAAUGGAUAUUUCUCAAAUUGCCCAAGCAAUAGGUCGAAUUGAUCGAAUUGGUCAAAAAAAGACAAUGAUGGUACAUCAUUUUGUAGUUUAUGGUUCCAUUGAGGAACAAAUUCAUUACAAGUAUUCUAAAAAUCAAGAUAAAGAUUGGACUGUACAGAGUAUUGUGCAUCUUCUCGGUUUAGUAAGUAACAGUGAAGAAUUAAUGUGUGAUGAAUAA